AUGCCUUUAUGGGAUGUUUAAGGUUUUUAUUUUUGAUGUUGCAAUAUGAGCUGCCAUUAGGGGCCUCUCCUACCAAAUUUCUUUGAGAGGCCCCAACAACUGCCUGGUUUGCCUCUCCUGACGGUGCGCCUCUGGCAGAGGUCCCAGACAUCGUCACGACUGUAAGUAACUCCGAGAGAACAGUGGGAGAGAACUGUCAUGUUUGUGAUUUCUCCACAGCACAAUCAUCAGUCAGUGUAGCUUCAUUUAGGCUUUUCACCUAUUUGGUGUUAGCUUGUUUUACCAGCUCAUGUAAGCUGAGACACUAACUUCUCUGCCUGUCUUUGUCUUGGGACAAGGUCAGUCACUGGAGCUCACAUGGGUGCCUUAAACCUCAGUGGCCUACAUCUGAAGGGAGCUCAAUACAAGUGGACAAGACCUCAGUGUUUCUGUGCAGUGUGAAAGAAUACAGCUAUAUAUAUUUUAAAUGUAAUUCACUUGGUUUGUGGAGACUUGGCCUGUAACCUUCUUUUUUCUCCCUUUCUUCUUCUUCUUCUUCUUCUUCUUCUUCUUCUUCUUCUUCUUCUUCUUCUUUGAGACUAACCUUCCAUGUCAGAUUUUCGCCGUUUUGAUCUCCAUUUUUUCCCGUCCUGCCUUCCUGCGGCAGCUGACCGCACUGUGUUGGGAGAGGAGCCCAGGGAAACAUGAUCAGGACAUCAGAUGAGUCAACAGCACCAACCUUGGCAUAUAAAUUAGUUAUUUCUGCGAUUAGUUAGAAGAAAAAGAAAAAAAAACUCCCCAGUAAUUUCACCAUAGGCCUGUUUGGCUCCGACCGAUGACGGAAGCAGCGACCUACUGACGUCUCAGGCCCCUGAUCGAAUCUGAUGUCCCCCCUCCUCGCUCCAUGGGAAACAUCCAGGUGUAUAAAAUGGUAAGAGACCUGGAAGGGAGAAAGACAGAAAAACAAAGCGAGUCAGGAGGCAUCAGCUGAGUGGAGAUACAGCAGCUCGAGAUCAGGACUUUGGAGAUCGCAGCGGACAGAGCCGAAAGCAGACAACUUUCUCUAACGCAAAUGUGUAAAGCGAUGUUACAACGGACCGGACCCCAGCUGCUCUUCCUAAUAGCCCUGUGCAGUGUGUUGUACUCACGGACCCUGAGUCUGCCAUACACAUCCAUGAGACCGUCGAGACACGCAGACGGUCUGUUCACCAGCGGAUACAGCAAACUGCUCGGGCAGCUCUCAGCACGGAGGUACCUGGAGUCUCUGAUCGGGAAGCGAGUCAGUGAUGAGCUGAUGGAGGAGCCAGUGAAGCGCCACUCAGACGCCAUCUUUACAGACAACUACAGCCGCUUCCGCAAACAGAUGGCCGUCAAGAAGUACCUGAACUCAGUCUUAACAGGAAAGAGAAGCCUAGAAGAUCCUGGAACCAGCGACCCUGAGGAGUCCAGGGACGAACCCAGCACCUUCCAGGAGAGCUACAACGACAUCAAUGUAGAUCACCUCCUAAACAACUUUCAGCUGCCACUUUGAGGAGGGGCCCACGCUCAAGAUACCUCAAGUCAUCCUCAUGAAACCGCCCAUUCCAAAAACAACACAAUAUUAAUCCAAAGGACUUUUGAAAGUCAAGUCAGCCAACGAUGAUGUGUUCUCCAACGUGGUUAUCUAUUUAUUCAUACACACAGUACAUGUUUACACUGUAUAUAUGCAGUAUAUAUACAUUACUAAUCACUAAAGAUUCUGGCCCAAAGACUCUGCGGGCUGCACUGAACAACAUGCGUGUCCACUUGCCGCUUGGUCAUUAGCGUUUGAAAAAAAAAAGACAACUGGAAACAAUAAAAGCACUACUUUCUUUCUAAGAUCCCUGUUGUUCUAUCAUAACUUUCAAUGUAGUGAUUUAUACCCAAAUCGCUUUAAGAAAGCACUGUCUUAUUCAAUUUGAGUAAAAUUUGUCCCGUCAACUUUAAGGCAAACAUUUGACCCACUGAAUGUCAAUAGAACAGUUUUCACUUUGAAGAGUGUACAGUGUGGUGCACAUACCCAGUUAUUUUAAUUGGCUUUAUUGUAACUUUAGAUUUGAGUGACCAAUGUUGUUCAAUUAACUAUGAAUAGAAAACAUGUCGAUUGAAAUCUCAAGAAUUUUCAGUCAAUUUCAUUAGAUUUCCGGGGAUAACACAUCCAGAUAAUCUCUAAUGCAAUGUUAGCACCACUGUCUUUCGGUGGAAUCUUUGCAGAAAUGUAAAUUGAACUUAAAAUAAACUACAGCUGCAACUGCUUUUAAUAAGAUGAUACUUGUUUGGUAUAAAAUGGAAUUCACUUUGUCACAUUUUAAGUGUUAAUAGAAUCAUUUCCCCUGAUGGUGGAACAUCAAUGGAACAUUAUUCACUUUCAAUACAGCAACUGUCCCAUUGAAUCUACAUGGAUCUAUUGUCACUUAGCCUUAUGAGAUAAAAAAAAAACAAAAACAUAUAUAUCAAGUUAAAUUUGAAUGUGUGCUUGAAUUCUUAAAUUCACCAGUAGUUCCAUUUACCUUCAAUGGAGUACUUGUGCCACUUGUACAACAUUCACUGGAACAACUAUUGCAAUAUAUGCGAUCAAAACAAAUCCUAUUGAACAUCAAUGGAAGCAGCAUUUACUUUAACAACAGAAGCUUUCCCAUUGAAUUUCCACCAAUCUUUAGUCUCUUUAGCUUUAAGAGACCAAAAUGUGUCCAAUUAAGAUUUGAAUGUGUGCUUAAAUUACGGCUCGGACAGUAGUUCCAUUUAUCUUCAUGGGCGAACUUCUACAAUUAAUCUUCAGUGGAACAGGAGCACCGUCAGCUUUCAGUGAAAUCACUGCUUUGAAAGAAUUUCAACAGAAUUUUGUCAUUUUCAACUUGAUCUAUUGACUUUGAAAAGGCAUAUUUCUCCUUAUAACGUUCAAUGGCACAAUUUGAUUGGAAUUUAUCCCAUUUACUUCCAGUUAAAUGUCUGGCCCAUUAAAUGUCAAUGGAACAAGUAUUUUUUUAUUUAAUUAAUUGUUUCUACCAGCUUUUUCGUGUUAAGUGAAACAUUUAAUGGAACAUCUGCCUGAUUUGAUUGCAUUCGGAAUAAUUCCACCAAUAUUUCCAUUAACUUUCGAUGGAGAACUCUCGCACCAUUGGUUUUCAGUGGAAUCGCGGACUUAUAAAAAUUCUGUUGUCCCAUUUACAUUUAAUAGAACAAUAGUGUCAUGAAAAUACAAUUAAGUGAUUGAUUUUGUUUAAUUGGGAUUACAUUCAGUAGAUGUAGUGUUCAAUUGUACAUGGGUCAAUAAAUAUCAACGAUUGGCAGUGACAUCAAUUUUCGAUGGUGCAGUCAUGAUGUAAACGCUGACAGAGUUGUUUUACAGAACCCAAACACGGUCAUGAAAAGAUCCAGGAGGAGCAAGAAGAAGUGGAACACAUUUUGAAUGGACACAGAUGCAUAUAAUCACUUUAUACUAUUCAAUAUGUAGGGCAAAGUCGUUAUAACUGAGCAUACACCUGCCUUUAGUGCAUAUAGUGAUGUACACCACUCACCAAAUAAAAGAUAUUGGUUUAUUUUUCAA
Acanthopagrus latus (yellowfin seabream) is the source of this 3544-nucleotide messenger RNA. Its product is annotated as vasoactive intestinal peptide. Gene Ontology annotation, molecular function: peptide hormone receptor binding; neuropeptide hormone activity. Lineage: Eukaryota; Metazoa; Chordata; Actinopteri; Spariformes; Sparidae. Gene Ontology annotation, biological process: positive regulation of epinephrine secretion; phospholipase C-activating G protein-coupled receptor signaling pathway; adenylate cyclase-activating G protein-coupled receptor signaling pathway. The transcript is spliced from 6 exons. The record is from RefSeq and is a predicted model, not a curated record. Gene Ontology annotation, cellular component: neuron projection; extracellular region; perikaryon. Bases 1052 to 1510 code for a protein of 152 amino acids.